CAGUUCCAGCCUUCAUCAUAAAUGGCGGGAAAACAUCGUCUGUUCUGUUCUAGGGUUUUCCCAGGAACAACCACAAGUGCUCAUCCCUCCGAAGAAUCAUCUCCCUCAAACCACCUAAUAGUGAGAGAGAAGAGAUGCCGAUUUACAAGAUCAGGGGAGUCGAUGUGGAUUUCCCGUACGAGGCCUACGAUUGCCAGCUCGUUUACAUGGAAAAAGUUAUCCAAGCUCUUCAAGAAAAAAGUAAUGCAUUACUGGAGAGCCCAACUGGAACUGGAAAAACCUUGUGUCUCCUUUGUGCUACACUGGCUUGGAGGAAGAGUUUGGGAGGCUUCUCUACCUGUAGGAGUGAAAGAAGUGGUUGUCACAUGGGAAGCAAACUUUCUGAUGGACCACUAUCGCAGUCUGAACCUUCAAAUCUACCCACAAUAAUAUACGCCUCACGGACACAUAGCCAGCUUCGGCAAGUUAUUCAAGAGUUGAAAAGAACAAAUUAUAGGCCCAAAAUGGUUGUAUUAGGAUCUCGUGAGCAGUUAUGCAUUCAUGAAGAAGUGAGUUUGCUCCGUGGAAGGACCCAGACAAAUGCCUGCCAUUCUCUUUGUAAAAAGCGCACAAAGCGAUAUUGCUCCCAUUUUCCUCGUGUAGCAGAGUUCAUGAAAGAAAAUCCCGAUCUUGGAGAUGAACCUAUAGACAUAGAAGAGCUGGUCAACAUUGGAAAAAGCUGCGGACCGUGCCCAUAUUAUGUGUCACGAGAGCUCCACAAAGUUGCUGAUAUCAUGUUUGCACCAUAUAACUAUCUUAUAGAACGCGGAAACAGGAAAUCUCUCUCAGUUAGAUGGAAUGACAGCAUACUGAUUUUUGAUGAAGCUCACAACUUGGAAAGCUUAUGUGCGGAUGCUGCGUCCUUUGACCUGUCUUCAUGGAUUCUAACGGCCUGCAUUUCUGAAGCCAAAAAUUGUAUAGAUCUUGCCAUAGCAAGGAGGGAUAAAUCAAAUGACAAAUCAUGCAAUCCAGAUGAUUUUGCUAUUCUUAGAGCACUUCUUCUAAAGCUUGAGAAGAGGAUUGCUGAAGUCCCUAUUGAAUCCAAAGAUUUAGGAUUUACAAAGCCAGGGCCUUACAUUUAUGAACUACUUGCUGAUCUGAAUAUCACAUAUAAAACUGCCACAAUGCUGAUUGGAACAAUUGAAGAAGCAGCUCUUCUUCUUGAGGAAGGUGCAAAUGUCGCUGAUAAUGAAGGGCCACGCAAGAUGAAGGGAAUUGUAUGCAGGUUGGAAAGUAUGGGUGACAUUCUAAAGUUAAUCUUCAGAGAUGGCAGUACAUCUCAUGCUGGAUAUUAUCGUUUUCACGUUCAGGAAGUUGAGGCAAGUGAUACAGCUGCUUUUAAAGGAAAGGCAUCUAGGACACUCAGUUGGUGGUGUUUUAAUCCAGGACUUGCCAUGGAUUCAUUCUCUCAGUUGGGUGUUGGAUCAAUCAUUUUGACAUCGGGCACAUUAUCUCCAAUGGAUUCAUUUGCUCAUGAGUUUAAAUUAGAAUUUCCUAUUCGUUUGGAGAACCCUCAUGUUAUAUCAGCAAACCAGAUUUGGGUUGGUGUUGUACCAUCUGGUCCAUCUGGCUAUGCUUUUAACUCCUCAUAUCGGAGCCGCGAUUUGGUAGAAUACAAACUGGAGCUUGGGAAUGCUAUUGUCAAUUUUGCUCGCAUUGUACCGGAUGGCCUGCUAGUGUUUUUUCCAUCUUACUAUCUUAUGGACCAAUGUAUCGGAUGCUGGAAGAAUAUGAAUCCUACUAACUUAACAAAUUCGAGCACAGUCUGGGAGAGAAUUUGCAAAUAUAAGCAGCCUGUUGUAGAACCUAGGCAAUCAUCGCUUUUCCCCUUGGCAAUUGAUGACUUUAUGACUAAGUUGAAGGACUCAUCAACUUCUGGUGCAGUCUUCUUUGCGGUUUGUCGAGGCAAGGUUAGUGAAGGGUUAGAUUUUGCAGACCAUGCUGGGAGAGCUGUGGUGGUCACUGGUAUGCCAUUUGCCCCGAGGACUGAUCCAAAGGUCCGCUUAAAACGAGAGUACUUGGAUCAACAUACACAGUCAAAUCAGAUAGGAUCCAAGGUUCUGACUGGAGAAGAGUGGUACAGUCAACAAGCUUCACGGGCUGUGAAUCAGGCUGUAGGUCGUGUGAUUCGGCAUCGCCAUGAUUAUGGUGCAAUUAUCUUUUGUGAUGAAAGAUUUGCAUAUCCAAGUCGUCAGUCCCAGAUAUCACUUUGGAUACAACCUCAUAUCAAGGGUUACUCCAAAUUUGGGGAAGUAGUUUUCACAUUGACGCGUUUUUUCCGAGAUGGAGCAACUCGUGGUCCAACGAAGCUGGAACUAACAGGAAGUGAAGAUCAUGGAAAUGCAAAUAGAUUGAAAACUGCCCAGUCUCUGGACAAACUUCGGCUCGAAAAAUUUAUUGCUCCAUUGGUACAUCUUGGCAUUUUUUUUGAGUGCAAAGUUAAACGGAAUUUAUGUUUAUUCUCAACAUUUCCUCUUUCUUUCUGA
Rhododendron vialii is the source of this 2525-nucleotide messenger RNA. RefSeq names its product regulator of telomere elongation helicase 1 homolog. Gene Ontology annotation, molecular function: hydrolase activity, acting on acid anhydrides, in phosphorus-containing anhydrides; DNA binding; DNA polymerase binding. Gene Ontology annotation, biological process: negative regulation of t-circle formation; regulation of double-strand break repair via homologous recombination; telomeric loop disassembly. Bases 135 to 2525 code for a protein of 796 amino acids. The transcript has 20 exons. Lineage: Eukaryota; Viridiplantae; Streptophyta; Magnoliopsida; Ericales; Ericaceae. The record is from RefSeq and is a predicted model, not a curated record. Gene Ontology annotation, cellular component: nucleus.